AUGGCAACUCCAAGGCUACCGUUCCUGUAUCCGAACUUGAUGCGGGCCGUACGGGCCUGCGAACCAAGUACAUACCGCUCUCUUCGCUUCUCCUACCCCAACCCGACCAAUCGCCGCUUUCAUACAAGCCGGCGGCGGGAUCGCGAAGCCUACCAAAGGCGCUACGGGCCGGCCGUCGAACCGAGUGUCCCACCAUCCAAAAGCAAUAAAGGAACCCCGGACCAAGUGCCAGAUGCGAGCCCCGCCGAGGAGGAUGCGCCAAGUGCCUCCGAGCAAGGGGGUGAUGCGCCGGAAGAGUCGCACUCGGACCAGCUCCGGGAUACAGACGCAAGUCCUGCAGAGACCAUGGACCGUGAAUCUUCCGAGUCAGCUUUAGACGAGCGGGAGGCAUCGGAGGACAAGAAAGACAACCCUCCGACAGACCGGGAGGCGCAUGAAGAGUCCGGGAAGGAUGUGGAUAGUCCUGAGCUUGACGAGGCCUCUACAUCUUCGACAAACCCCUCUGAGAGCUCAGCAAGCUCAGAGGAGGACAAGUCUGAACACUCCAAGUUCAGCAAUCAAACGCCAUUCGACGAUGUGCUCCACAUGCCCUCCCCGUCCGUCUUCCUCACUCCAACCGGGGAAUCCUCUUCGUCUGAUGAUCGCCCGCAUUUGUCGCCCGCGCCUUAUGUGCACCAUUUCGACACAUACUCAUUGGUCCAGGACCUUACACAUGGUGGUUUCAGCAACCAGCACUCUAUCACGAUCAUGAAGGCCGUGCGAGCCAUCUUGCAAAACAACCUCGACUUAGCCAAGGAGAGCCUGACAUCGAAAUCUGAUGUUGAGAAUGAGGAAUAUCUUUUCAAAGCAGCUUGCUCGGAGCUUCAAUCAUCGCUGCAGACAGCUCGAAACUCGGAGAUCCAGCUCCAGCGCUCCUCGCGUACUCAAUUGCAGCACGAAACCGAUAUCAUCUCGCAGCGUGUUAGUCAAGAGAUUUCGGGUGUCAAGGAUGACAUUAAGGGCAUGUUCAAUGAUCACAAAAUGGUCACCCGUGAGCAGCAACGGAGCAUCGAUACCUCGGUCCAGGAGCUCAACUACAAGAUUACCGUGUCUCUGAACAGUGAUGGAAAGAGCGAGAUUGAGAGUCUGAGGUGGAUCUUGACAAGACGCGCUGCUAUGACGAUUGCUAUCUGCGCCUUCAUGAUUAUCGUUUUCCUCAAAUAUGCAUCCACACGCAAGGUCCCCGAACCUAAGAAGGCCAAGGAAGAAGAAAAGCCCGUCGUGAAAGAGAUCACGACCAAGACCCAAGUGGUUCAUGACACUGGUCUUCAAACGACAGACGGCAGUGAUGGAGCACACCUUGGUGAAUCCCUCGGCUGA
This is a messenger RNA of Penicillium salamii, 1359 nucleotides long. NCBI's taxonomy places the organism in Eukaryota, Fungi, Ascomycota, Eurotiomycetes, Eurotiales, Aspergillaceae. The record is from the annotation of a GenBank genome assembly.